This is a messenger RNA of Paraglomus brasilianum, 207 nucleotides long. Lineage: Eukaryota; Fungi; Glomeromycota; Glomeromycetes; Paraglomerales; Paraglomeraceae. The record is from the annotation of a GenBank genome assembly.
AUGGUGUUCUAUCAGCCUACCGGUGAUCACUCUAAUCCUCGGAGCUUAUGGAAGGAUCUUGCACGGGAAAGAUUUCAAUUUCCAUUCAAGAAAGUGCGUGACUGGCUCAUAAACCAGAAUGAAUGGCAAAAAUACGCUCCACCGCCGAAAGAUAUUCCAAGAGUCAGUUAUGGUAAAAAUUUCACGUCCAAACUGUGUGCACCAUAG